GCGUCCCAGAGAGCCGGCCCUGGCUGUCGUCGCGGGGAAGUGCCGCCUGGCGGGGUCACGGCGCCUGAAGCCCACGUGCGCCGCCGAGCCCGAGGUGGCCUCGAGCGCGGCGGCUGACAGCAGAAGCCGCCUGAGCUGCCUCCCGCGCUCCUCCCCGAGAAAAGGAUUUUGAUUUCAAAGAAAGGAAGGAAGGACAACUCCCAGCUUCCCCGUCCCGCCCUCCGCGCUCCGAGGGCCGGGCCAGGCCAUGCCCAGGAAGGCAGCGGCGGCAGCGAACCAGCAGAAGGGACUUUCCUGGCAGCCCGGCGACGAGGAGCGCGGACAGUGAGUUUGCUCUGCCCCGGUUCAUGGUUCCUGCAAGCCCUCUAGGAGGCCGAAAGCUGCAGCCCCUCCCCUUGCCCCGAAGAGCCUCCCGCGUUCGCUGGCCCUCAGGCCCACCCCGCGCCGCCCCAGAUCCCGCCGCUGCAGCCCAGUGCCCUCUGCCCGCGGCGGUGGAUGGCAUGAUGGUGCGGAGAAGGCACCGCGGCCUUGGCCAGCUGAGUCGCGACGGCCGCCGGGGCGGCGGCAGUGGCCGCGGCAGCGGCGGUGGUAGCGGGCUCCCCAGCGGCAUGCCAGUGCCCCCCGGGCGCGAUGGCUAGCGGCAGUGCUGGGAAGCCCACUGGCGAGGCGGCUUCUCCGGCUCCUGCGAGCGCCAUCGGCGGGGCGCGGAAGAGGCUGGUAUCCGUCUGCGACCACUGCAAGGGAAAGAUGCAGCUGGUGGCGGAUCUGCUGCUGCUGUCGAGCGAGGCGCGGCCCGUGCUCUUCGAAGGCCCCGCCUCCUCUGGUGCGGGCGCCGAGUCCUUCGAGCAGUGCCGAGACACCAUCAUCGCGCGCACCAAGGGGCUCUCCAUCCUCACCCACGACGUCCAGAGCCAGCUCAACAUGGGCCGCUUCGGGGAGGCGGGGGACAGCCUGGUGGAGCUGGGCGACCUGGUGGUGUCGCUGACUGAGUGUUCGGCCCACGCGGCCUAUCUGGCUGCUGUGGCCACGCCGGGCGCGCAGCCCGCACAGCCGGGCCUGGUGGACCGCUACCGCGUGACGCGCUGCCGCCACGAGGUGGAGCAGGGCUGCGCCGUGCUGCGCGCCACGCCGCUGGCCGACAUGACGCCGCAGUUGCUGCUGGAGGUGUCGCAGGGCCUGUCGCGCAACCUCAAGUUCCUGACGGACGCGUGCGCCCUGGCCAGUGACAAGUCACGGGACCGCUUUUCGCGCGAGCAGUUCAAGCUGGGCGUCAAGUGCAUGAGCACCAGCGCGUCGGCGCUGCUGGCCUGCGUGCGCGAGGUGAAGGUGGCACCCAGCGAGCUGGCGCGCAGCCGCUGCGCGCUCUUCAGCGGGCCCCUGGUGCAGGCCGUGAGCGCCCUGGUAGGCUUCGCCACCGAGCCGCAGUUCCUGGGUCGCGCGGCAGCCGUGAGCGCCGAAGGCAAGGCGGUGCAGACCGCCAUCCUGGGAGGCGCCAUGAGCGUGGUGUCGGCCUGCGUGCUCCUGACCCAGUGCCUCAGGGAUCUGGCGCAGCACCCCGACGGGGGCGCCAAGAUGUCGGACCACAGGGAGAGGCUGAGGAACUCGGCCUGCGCCGUGUCUGAAGGCUGCACCCUGCUAUCUCAGGCUUUAAGGGAGAGGUCUUCGCCCAGGACUUUACCGCCAGUGAAUUCCAAUUCUGUGAAUUAGCACCCCCCCAUACCCCUUCUUCCACCCCAGACUAAAGGAAGAUACUCUCUGCCCCUCUCCAUUUAUACCAAAGAAAUCAUAGGUGAAACCCCCUACCCUCCCCAACGUUAAAUGCUCGAAAGGAAUCUUCCACAAGGCAGGGCCAUGCACACAACCUGCUCACGCACUCCGAGAGCCCAGGUGUGUCUGUCCACCAGCCCCCCACGCGGUAGGGACUGGAAGAUGGUGUCAUCUGCUGGCUGUUACCACUCCCGCCCCCUACCCCAGCCCGUCUUCCGGAAUUUCUCAACUAAAUCUUACCAUUAAUUGGGCAGGAAGGAGGUCAUGGGUUCAUUUCAUUUUCGUUGUUUUUUGUGUUUUUAAGUCAAAGAAAGGUUACCUCAGUUUUCACUCCUUAGACAUGGAUGUAGCUACCUUGUUUUGUAUGUCAUUUUUUUUAAGCAAUCGUGUUGAAUUAGGAGUAUACUUGGUGUGGAAAGAGUAUGAAUUUGCCAUGUGAUUUGCAAAUGGGGGGAAGCUACUGUGAGUGUGUGUUUUAUUUUUUAAUUUACACUAUAGAGUGAUUUUUUUUCCCCCAACGUCAAGUUUUUACCUUGCAUGUACUGGAGUAUUUAUUUCAUCUAUUAAAAUGUUAUGUUUCUC
This is a messenger RNA of Cebus imitator (Panamanian white-faced capuchin), 2349 nucleotides long. It is a transcript of the gene TLNRD1, whose product is annotated as talin rod domain containing 1. The coding region runs from base 631 to 1707 and encodes 358 amino acids. Gene Ontology annotation, molecular function: actin binding. The transcript has a single exon. Lineage: Eukaryota; Metazoa; Chordata; Mammalia; Primates; Cebidae. The record is from RefSeq and is a predicted model, not a curated record.